Oryzias latipes (Japanese medaka) is the source of this 5150-nucleotide messenger RNA. Its product is annotated as potassium voltage-gated channel subfamily KQT member 5. Gene Ontology annotation, molecular function: voltage-gated potassium channel activity. Gene Ontology annotation, cellular component: voltage-gated potassium channel complex; membrane. Gene Ontology annotation, biological process: potassium ion transmembrane transport. NCBI's taxonomy places the organism in Eukaryota, Metazoa, Chordata, Actinopteri, Beloniformes, Adrianichthyidae. The record is from RefSeq and is a predicted model, not a curated record.
ACACACUGAUGCUGGUGGAGAAGGACUGCCUCUCAGUCUGCUUUAAUUCAUCCCAAAGGUGUUCUAUCGGGGUCAGGUCAGGUCAGGUCAGGAAUCGGUGUAGGUCAGUCAAGUUCAUCCACACCAGACUCUGUCAUCCGUGUCUUUAUGGACCUUGCUUUGUGCAGAGUUAAAAACAGCAUCACCAUUUUACAAAGCAAGUUGAGCUUCAGCAUUUGGGCUUUUUGUUGUUUUCAUUGUAUUUGAAAAAUAGGAGCAAAACCUUAGAGUUUGGGGGAUUACCUACUUUCAGUUUUGACUUGCAGUACAGAACUGAUUGUCUUGGUUUUUUUUUUUUUGUAAAUAAAAACUUGUCUUCAGAGAUCGGCAAUUUGCCAUUUUUCUUUGUUAAUUUAAAAUUAAAUUACCUGUUAAAAUAUAAAGAAAGUUCUGCAGUUGGUAUUUGUAGUUUUGUUCUUUACAGUUUCAAUAAAAACCCGAAACAUCCGAGUUUGUUUUCCAAAAUCCUCUGGAACCUUAAUGACAGCAGAGUCCCUCUGUCCGCCGCCAGAGGGCGCUCUUCAGUCGAGACCGCAGCAGCAGAGCGGUGCGCGCGACAGCUUGCACCUUCUUGCUUUUAUUGUGAUGCACGUGCGUGCAAAGAAGGAAGUUCGGGUAGAAAACCUCGCGGUGCAAAGUGGAACCCUUAUGCACGUAGAGCAUUUUAUGUGCAUCAAUGAUGCAGACUGUCUGGCUUUUGAGCUUUAAUUUAGAUUUUUUUUUUGUUUGUUUUUGCAGCCGCUCGGGUGGGAGUGAAGAUGCAGAAACUUCAAGUCUCGGGAGCGCGCGAAGCUGAUGCGCGUCUCUGGUGAAUGCGCAGCUGUGAAGCAACAGGCGGCAAACAUCCCUCGCGCUCUCCGCGGACACGCAGCAACUUGCGGUGAAUGGGAGUUUGACGCACGUGCGGAAAAGGUGCGCUUUCCUCGUCCCGGACAGCGCAAGACGGGACGCCCCCCCACCUCCCUCACACCCUCAGAGGACACACGCAUGCUCGUGCAGACCUCCGCGCGCUGGCCGGCUCUGGUGCUGCCAUGCCCCGGAACCACGGCGCAGACGAGGGCGGCUCCGGGCUCUGGAUGAGGACAUCCCCGGGACACAGAGGCGAGGGCUCGCGGGAUGUGGAGUCCGGGAAGAUGACAAACUGCGCCGGGGACGGCCUCCUGUCGCCCUCCGCCGCAGGUGCCGGCGGGGUGGACAGCCUGACGGGGAAGCAGGCGGCGCGGCUCAGCCUGCUGGGGAAGCCGCUCGUGUACAGCGCGCAGAGCGGCCGGAGGAACGUGCGCUACCGGCGGCUUCAGAACUACCUGUACAACGUGCUGGAGAGACCGCGCGCCUGGGCGUUCAUCUACCACGCGUUCGUGUUCAUCCUGGUCUUCAGCUGCCUGGUCCUGUCCGUCUUCUCCACCAUCCCGGCUCAUCAGGAAUUCUCGUCCUACUGCCUGCUCAUUCUGGAGUUUGUGAUGAUUGUGGUGUUUGGGUUCGAGUACAUCAUUCGCAUCUGGUCCGCUGGAUGCUGCUGUCGCUACAGAGGAUGGCAGGGACGCUUGCGCUUCGCCAGGAAGCCCUUCUGUGUCAUAGACAUCAUCGUGCUCAUAGCCUCAGUGGCUGUCGUGUCAGCAGGCAGCCAGGGAAACAUCUUUGCCACCUCAGUCCUGAGGAGCCUGAGGUUCCUGCAGAUCCUGCGGAUGGUGCGAAUGGACCGCAGAGGCGGCACCUGGAAGCUGCUGGGCUCAGUGGUCUACGCUCACAGCAAGGAGCUGGUGACCGCCUGGUACAUCGGCUUCCUGGUUCUGAUCUUCGCCUCGUUCCUCGUCUACCUGGUGGAGAAUAAGUUCAACAAGGACUUCGCCACCUACGCCGACGCCCUGUGGUGGGGCACGAUCACCCUGACAACCAUCGGUUAUGGAGACAAGACACCAAAGACGUGGACGGGCCGCAUGCUGUCAGCCGGCUUCGCCCUGCUGGGAAUCUCCUUCUUUGCCUUACCAGCAGGCAUUUUGGGCUCAGGUUUUGCCCUGAAGGUUCAGGAGCAGCACAGACAGAAACACUUUGAGAAGAGGAGGAACCCAGCAGCCUACCUCAUCCAGUGUGUUUGGCGGAGUUACUCUGCGGAUGAGAAUUCGGUCUCCAUAGCAACCUGGAAGCCUCACCUGAAAGCCAUGCAUACCUGCAGCCCAACAAAGAAGGAGCAGGGGGAGACGAACACAAGUAAAGUUUAUAAUAAUAAACAGAAGCUACUGAGGAGGCGUACCACAUGGAAACAUAGCCAGAAGUUGAGCUUCAAAGAGCGCGUGAGGAUGGCGAGCCCCCGAGGUCAGAGCAUCAAGAACAGGCAGACGUCCUCCAUGAACGACCGCCGCUCUCCGGUGGCCGACGGCGGCGCAGAAGGCACGAGUCCCGCCAAGGUUCAGAAGAGCUGGAGCUUCAACGACCGCACUCGCUUCAGGCCGUCGCUCCGCCUGAAAAGCGCCUCCCGCUCCACCACAGACGACUCCAGCAUGGCAGGAGACGACGGCUUCGAUGACAAGGGCUGCCACUGUGACCUCUCUGUGGAGGACCUGCUGCCGUCAGUCAAGGCCGUCAUACGAGCUGUCAGGAUAAUGAAGUUCCACGUGGCCAAGAAAAAGUUCAAGGAGACGCUGCGUCCGUACGACGUGAAGGACGUGAUUGAGCAGUACUCAGCUGGACACCUGGACAUGCUGUGUCGCAUUAAAAGCCUGCAGACCAGGGUUGAUCAAAUCCUGGGGAAAGGACAGAUCCCCUUGGACAAAAAGAUCAGAGACAAGCUUCUGUCGGACGGAGACCUGCUGGAGGACAUGAGCAUGCUGGGCCGCGUCUGUAAGGUGGAGCGGCAGGUCCAGUCCAUCGAGUCAAAGCUGGACUCCCUUCUGGACAUUUAUCGUCAGGUGUUGCGUAAAGGCUCCUCGUCGGGUCUCACGCUCUCCUCGCUGCCGCUGUUCGAGCUGGAACAAACCUCCGACUACAAUUCCCCCGUCUUCAGCAAGGACCUGUCCACUCCUUCUCAGCUCAGCAGCAGCGGAGCGCCCCCCACCGGUGGAUUUGUCACUCGCUCCUCCACCAACGCCCACCUGUCCCAAGGGGGGCUGCGCCUCAUUAUGGGCCCUCCGAACGACUUCACGUCCUCCUUCACGCCUUCUUCUGGACUCGCCUCUUCCUCCUUUAGCCCAUCACCAUUGCCACAUCAUCAUCAUCAUCACACGCAGGCUCAGCCGGCCACACCUGAGAGCGGCACCGAUGAAGCCGUGGCCAACUCUCCCCCCACCCUCACCCCUAACAGCACCUGCAGCUCUAUGGGCAGAGGGCUGGGGGGAGGAGCUUUUCCCCUCCUGGCGAGGAUUCCCCCGCCCCCCAUCACCCAAAGUGGGGACUCCAGUAACCCGGUGACCUCUGUGGACACUUCCCCUGAACUGGAGGACUUCUGUGGAGAACUCAAGGGGGCAGAGAUGAAGGGCGGCAGAGAGGGGCUGAGCCUUGAGCUGGGGCUGAGGGGACUGGCCCUUCAGGGGGGCCCCAACAGCAGGAUCAAAGCAAACGAGGUUGGCUCCUGGAGGAGGCAAAUGAGCUUGGAGCUGGAGCCCCUGGUCCCCCCAGCCCCCAGCUGCUGCCCCGCAAACCCGCAAACGGACCAGGGACUGGGCAAGUCCGUGUCGGUGCAGGACCUGAUGCAGGUCGCCCCCCACCACGGCGCUCACAACAGCCUGUCGUCCCCCAGCUCAAGCAGCGACUCCCCCAUCUGCUUCCACAGCUGCGGCCAGGACCCCGGGGGUGGCGGUGACACGGGCCGGAAUGGUGGGGGCGGGUGGGCAGAGGAGGACCUCUUCAUCAGUGACAGGGACAUCGAGACCCCGGGGUUCGACUUCCUCCCCCAGCGGACGACCCAACAAGUGUUCCCAUCGCAGCUGCUGAGGACAGAAGGCAAGGGGGGGGCAGGGUCCCAUGACUCCAACCAAAACCUGGCCGGCGGGAAUCCUUCCUCCCCCCCCACCGACAGUACUGAACUGCUGGCCAUGCCUCACGUUCGGCUAAAAUAAAAGAAAUAUCUGUCAGCUCAGACAUUUUUGAAGGGAGGUGGGAAUAAGGACUGGGGGCAGGCGGGGGGCGUGUCUUCAGUAGGUUCAAAGUUCACAGUAUUUUCACAUGAGCUCGUGUGUUCAGCUCGAAAAAACACAGACUUAAGGAUCUUUAGUGUUAAACUUUAUUUUUUUAUUUUUUUAAGUUGGUCAUUUCUUUUUCAGAUUUAUGUUCUUUCUCACAGAUUCCAAUCGUCUUUUGAUCUUCAUUUUAUGAUUGAGCCGUUUUUAGCCAGAAAUCAAAAAGACUCCUGUUGUUCUCUAAGACAUAGUUUCUGCAGAGCGGCAAUGUUUUAUCAGAAAUUCGUUUUCGAGUUGCAGGCAGGACUGUCGGUGCGGAGCAACACCGCCCCCCUUCCUGUCAGCCCACCGUUGACUGUUUACACUCUUCCGCUAGCUUACAGCCCCCACACCCUAAAGCUAACAUUAGCGGUGCAACAGACAUGGAGAGCAAUACUGAAACGAGUUUAGAGCCAGAUUCCAGCUCAGACGUACGGAUCUAUUCGUCUACCAGUGCAUCAGAAUGGAGCAGAGCGGGGAGCUUAAGACCCCCCCCAGGGUAUUUUUUACAUCACAAAUACAGUUUUUUGUCUAACAGCAUUUUGGGUGUCUGCUCCUGAUUUACAAUUGAAAUAAAAAUAUACUCAGAAAUCGAAUUUUUCCUAAUAAACAUCCAAAGACACCAGAGUGGAGUCUGUAAACCGUUGAAGCCUGAAGAGAAAAUAUAAGAUUUCUAAAUAUUUUAUAUUUAAUGUUUUAAGGCUGAGAAUCGCACCAGAACUUGAACUAAAACCGCCGAACUCUGCAUGUCGGACAGAGGAGAAGCAGUAAUAAUUCACCAGCUGAGCAGGUACUUGAUCCAGUUUCAUUGGUUGGUACCGUUUGAUUGGAGCAUGAAGGUCUAAACGAAGGACGCUGAUGUUUGAAGUCGCGCCGUCGGCGGAUCUGUACAAAGUACCAAACUGGAGCUUCACCUUUUUAUUCCAUAUCACAGCCUUUAUUAAAUAUCCACUGAUGUUC